Messenger RNA from Ogataea polymorpha, 1104 nucleotides. RefSeq lists its product as uncharacterized. Lineage: Eukaryota; Fungi; Ascomycota; Pichiomycetes; Pichiales; Pichiaceae. The transcript has a single exon. The coding region runs from base 69 to 1058 and encodes 329 amino acids. Gene Ontology annotation, molecular function: protein kinase activity; ATP binding. Gene Ontology annotation, biological process: protein phosphorylation. The record is from RefSeq and is a predicted model, not a curated record.
CCAGACUGCGCAAGUUGGAAGAAGUUGAAAUACUGAAGACCCUUCAAGCAAAAUUCAGGUCUUUAGCAAUGGAAGCAAAUGAUGAGAAUCUUCCGGAUACUGGUGACAACCACGAAAAUAUUUUGAACCUCAUCAAUUAUUGGGAACACAACUCUUUUCUAUACAUAAUGACUGAUUGCUGCGAAAAUGGAUCGCUGGACAAGUUUUUGGUAGAGAAUGGGAAAGUUUCAAAGCUAGAUGAGUGGAGAGUAUGGAAAAUUUUGAACGAAAUACUAAUGGGAUUGAGGUUUAUUCAUAAAUGUGGAAUAUUGCACCUUGACCUGAAACCUGCGAAUAUAUUUAUCACUUUUGAAGGAUCUUUGAAAAUUGGGGAUUUUGGUGUUGCUUCCAAACUCCCUAUACCUCCUUAUUUUGACCGUGAAGGAGACCGGGAGUAUAUUGCCCCAGAGGUGAUUUCAAAACACAUAUAUGGGAAACCAGCCGAUAUAUUCUCAUGUGGUCUCAUCAUGGUUGAAAUCGCGGCCAAUAUAGUCUUGCCAGACAACGGAACAUCAUGGCAAAAGCUGAGAUCAGGCGACUUGACAGAUGCAGGGAAGUUGUCGUCCAGUGACCUGACCGACUUGGAAGGAUCGAUCUUCUCCAGUGCGAACACCUACUCAUCAAAUCUUACGAAUACAACGAUGACCACUGGCAUAUCGGCGUCACCUACGGAGUUAACUAAAGCAAAUCACUUGAAAAGAAUGAGGGUUCCUAGUUGGGCACCAUCUUGGUUUUGCGAUGGCAGUUCAGCCCUUGAUAAGUUGGUUACAUGGAUGAUCGAUCCAAAUCCUACAAAUAGACCAACUGCGGAAGAGAUUUUGAGAAGCUACGAAUGCACUGUGGUAGAAUCCAGGAGGAAAUGUGGCGCAACAAUAUAUGAGGGGGAUUUUGGACCCCAGCCCGAUCACGAGGAUCUACUUUUAGAGAAGGAAGUGACGAGUUCAACAUCCACUUAUAAAAUCGCUAACCUUUGUGGCAAGUGGAAUCGGAAGUCCUCGAUUGAUAUGAUCCUGGAAUGAGUGGAAGCGUACGAAUGUAACGAUAAUGUACAAUUAUGAGAUAUGC